Messenger RNA from Alosa sapidissima (American shad), 1112 nucleotides. RefSeq lists its product as uncharacterized. The transcript is spliced from 3 exons. Lineage: Eukaryota; Metazoa; Chordata; Actinopteri; Clupeiformes; Clupeidae. Bases 152 to 871 code for a protein of 239 amino acids. The record is from RefSeq and is a predicted model, not a curated record.
UUUAAAUUACAACUGCCACCCACACACAUUCUUAUCAAGCUGUUCCGUUUCCUUUAAAGAUUAAUUGUUGGAUGUCUGGGAUUUCUGUGUGCAUAGUAGGCCUACAGACAAACACUUAAAUACACACGUAUUGAAGCUUAAGAAUUCAUCUAUGCCGAUUAGUAAAUGGAUCAGGAGGUUUUUGUUAAGGCUCAUCAGGGAUCCACCAUUCCUGCUAGCUACACUGUUGAUGUGUGUUACUGCUGGCCCUUUCAUCAUACUGGGCUUCUUCAUAGAAACUCCAAAUUGGAGUUAUUGGUUUGAGGGACUUUAUUUCAUUUUGGAGGUAUUACCAGAGACGGUUGAUAAAGCAUUUUUUCCAUUACUCAGUCCUUCUGAAAUUGGUAUAACGUUAGUGGCGCUAGGCUUUGUCUGCACUGUGGCUAAAACUGGUGUGGACCGUCCACUGGCCAUUCUAAAACAGAGGUUGCUUGGAGUUCACUCUAAGUUUGACUCAUUUGCGUGGGACGUUGAGUUUGCCUUGUGGCAAGAGAAGUUCAAAGUCAUUGGUACAAGCUGCGCCAAAAAAAUGAGAAGAAAGUAUGACUUUUUGGAGAAAAGGGAAAAACUUAAGAAGGGGCCUUACGAUGAACAGAAGGAAUUGGCCAAGCGCUUCUAUGAUGGCAGAAUGAAAUACUUUGGGUAUCAAAACUACCUACAUUUCUUACUAAAAAACGGGGAAGAACUGGCACAACAUCUCAGGGCGUCGGUGUCGGAGCAGUACCCGGCAGGUGACCCACUGCUCAUUGAAGAAAUAGCUCUGGCCCGAAUGAUAUUGAAACAGGAGACCAGAAAGCUGGACGAGCAGCUGAAGGACGGGACCUGGGGCUGAAAUGGACUCUUCUUUCCCCCCCUCUGAAUCACAUGACCAGUUUUGCACUCUUAAAUAGUUUUCUAUGUAUGUGUUAGAUGUGCAUAUUUUUUUAAAUGAUCUCGUUACAUACUGCAAAUUCUCAACUUAGCGAAGCAGAACGGUGAAGUUACAGCACUUAGGCUAAGCAAUGUGGAAUGACCAAUUACCCCAGAUGUGUCAUGUCCUGUGGUGUUCUGCAUUAUAAAACGUUCUACGAAUA